This is a messenger RNA of Zygotorulaspora mrakii, 975 nucleotides long. RefSeq names its product Bug1p (gene BUG1). The record is from RefSeq and is a predicted model, not a curated record. Lineage: Eukaryota; Fungi; Ascomycota; Saccharomycetes; Saccharomycetales; Saccharomycetaceae. The transcript has a single exon. Bases 1 to 975 code for a protein of 324 amino acids.
AUGACCGAUCAGGAUGAAGAGGUAAAGAGAAUCAAGCAGCUCGAAGAUGCAAGGAAAAGGGUAGAGGAGUUGAAGAAGAAGAGUAAGAAGAAUAAGGAUAAAAAGAACAGGGAUAAAAAGAAUGCCCAACAAAAUCAAGAAUCAAAAUCUUCCGAGCACGAAGGAUCUGUCGAUGCACCAGAACAAACUGAAGAUGUCUUUGAGCGUGAUGAGGCUGCCAAAGACUCUUCCGUUCAAUUAACCGAAGGUGAGUUAAGUAGCGAUCAAGGUCAGGAAGCCACUCCAGGCUUUGGAGAGGCACGUACCCAAGAGCAUGCACACAAGUCUGGGCCGGAGACCAAGAAGCGAACUGAAGACGAACAGAAAGAGGAGACCGGUUCGGAGGCUGAAAAAAUCCCUUCAAGCACAGAACAGAGUGAAAACAAUGAGGACUCGCAAGGUGAGCAAGAAGUACAUGAAGCAAAAACAGAGGUCAAGUCAUCAGAUUCAAGCAAUCCACCUUUACAGAAUGAUACGCAUGCUCUGUUCGAUGAGGGCCAGGGCAAUGAAACAGACUUCAUGGCUACUAUUCAAAAGGAAAAGGAUCAAAACGAAUUGGAAAAUCUAAAAGAACAACUGGAAACUGUAAUAAAGGAGAACAAAACAAUGAAAUUCAUUAAUAUGGACCAUGAAACAGAGAUUGAAGAGCUACAGAAUGAAAUCGAACUAUUGAACAAAGAGCUUGAUACAGCUCGAAGGGAACUAGCAAGUGUUAGAUUACAACUAGAUACGAAGGAAUCAGAGAUUAGAUCGUUGGGGCAGCAACAACAGCAGACUGAUUCCGUGGAUUUUGGUGUAUCGAAUAGUUUGAGGCAAACAGCUUCCAAUGGUCCCCAAGUAAUAGUAGAUCGUGCUUCUUUAGACAAAUGGCGUAACUGGAACGUCGAUAUGACGACAUGGAGAAGCAUAGGCUCGGGUGCAAUUGUUGAGUUUUAA